Magallana angulata is the source of this 4729-nucleotide messenger RNA. RefSeq lists its product as uncharacterized. Gene Ontology annotation, molecular function: protein binding; zinc ion binding; ubiquitin protein ligase activity. Gene Ontology annotation, biological process: protein polyubiquitination; negative regulation of translation; proteasome-mediated ubiquitin-dependent protein catabolic process. The transcript has 11 exons. The record is from RefSeq and is a predicted model, not a curated record. The coding region runs from base 515 to 3283 and encodes 922 amino acids. Lineage: Eukaryota; Metazoa; Mollusca; Bivalvia; Ostreida; Ostreidae.
GAAAAGACCAAACAUUUGGACGUGUAUAGAAGCAGAACAGACGACAUUUUGGAAAGAGGAAAGGGAAGGGUGUUUUUAUCCAAUUAGGCUUGGUAGUUUAAAUGGUGUCCGUCUAAGAAAAGAAAUAUGAAUCAAACUCGGAACUCAUGCAGUCAGAAAGAAGCUUUACCACUGAGCCGAUAGCAUACGCAAGGUCCAUAUAUCACUGACCACCACACAUGUAUUCCAACAAUACAGGUUUCAUCCUCAUUGAAGGUAGUAACAAUUGGUCCAUGCAGUUAUGGAAAACCAACAAACAGUCGUGGUAUAAUGCUUGAAAUUUUAACUGGUGGCUUCUUGGUACUUAAGGUUUUAUCCUCAUUCAAGGAAGUAACAACUGGUCCAGUUAUGGAAAACCACCACAUAGUCGUGGUAUAGUCUAUAGAGUAUGGUUUUCAAAGAUACAGUAGACAAGAGAAAGAAAAGAGGAUUAAUUGUAUACGGUAAUGAUAUAAAGACCUAGACCCUCCAGACCAUGGACCCAGCAAGUACAACAUAUAAAGUACAUCAGUGCUCUAAGUGUCCAGAGGACACAGAGUACUAUUGUGAAUCAUGUCCAUGUGAUCUGUGUCAAAAGUGUAAAGAAAACCAUGUGAAAAACCUCACAACAAUAGACCAUUAUGUUGUGUCACAUUAUGAGAAAUUCAACAACAUCCCAACACAAGAGAUUUGUGUGAGACAUCGUAGCCAUGUUUAUAUAAAGUACUGUGAACCUUGUCAAGUUCCUGUGUGUUAUUCUUGUUUUGGACAUAAAUCUCACAGAUUCCCUGUUUCUCUCUUUCGACAAAGUAAGCACAAGAUUCUAAGCUUACGAGGAGCUUAUAAAACAAAGCAACAACAUAGAGGAACCAUUCACACCAUCAGAAGUGAGGCUCUCUUUUACAGACCUGUUCUCCUGCCACGAAUCACAGAUGACAUCAAAACCUGUCGCACAGAAUUCUCCCGCUAUCAAUCAGAGAUGUUAACAAAGGCCCAGACACUGAAGAAGCUCAUUAACUAUGUGGUAUAUGAUCUAUUGAAUAAUGUGUUAUGUGACUUUAAUUUCAAACACAGAUGUUUAAAACAGAAGAUGGAAACAAACAGAUAUAUUGUCAGCCUACAGAGAUAUGUACGCAUGUAUGAACAGUCAACAUUCAGUGCGCUACAAUUCCUCUCCUCCAUAAAGACAGCCCUCCCCCAGAUACAUCUUACACUCCACACCAGCCAGCUCUCCAUGACUGAGUCACUCAACAAGGAGGACGUGAUGGAGUCACUGAGUGCAAUCCAAAUCACAGAGAGAGGAAACCGACGCGUAGGAAACCAGUGUCUGCUGAAACUGACGUCUGGUGCUGAGUUCCAUCAAUCUCUCACACUGACAGGUGUUCAUGGUUGUUAUCACAUUUCCUGUGUGACAUCAGACCGGGUCUGGGUCAGUGAUUGGGAUAGCAAUCUCAUGUUGACAGACACAACAGGUGUCCCUCUACAUCGUGUGGAGGAUUCAUGGAGUGGUUUAUAUAGGUAUGGAUUACACACAGUGAACAGUGAGAGUGAAUUGAUUUACAUAAAUAGGAAUUAUAACAUUAAGAAACGAUCAAAGGAUAUGAAAACAACCAAAACAUUGAUAAAGAAAAAAAUAUUCUCUAAAUGGAGACCACGGUGUGUGUACUGGUCCCCGUCCACUGGGGAUCUACUGGUCGGGAUGUAUAGAAUGAAAACAUGGAUAGGCAAGGUAACCCGGUACAACCAGAGUGGACAACUCACACAAACCAUACAGAAAAACAACACAGGACGGGGACUGUAUAGACAUCCUAACUAUAUAACAGAGAACAACAAUGGGGAUGUCGUGGUGUCUGACUAUCACUUGUCUGGUGCUGUAGUGGUGACAGAGCGUGGAGGAAGACAUCGUUUCUCCUACACAGGACAUCCAUCAGGAUCACGACUAGAGCCACGUGGAAUCUGUACUGACGCGCUGUCACACAUCCUGGUGUGUGAUGAUACAACCAAAACAGUACAGAUGAUAGACGAGGACGGUCAGUUCCUGUCACAUCUACUGAUAAGACCAUCAGGGAUAUUCUCACCAUACAGCCUGAGUUAUGAUGUCAACACUCACCGUCUCUGGGUCGGAUCACAGGACAACAAGACGGUGGUUAUAUACAGGUAUAUCACCAGAAAGGACGCUCUGACAGACACUGCUGAUAAACUCCACACCAGCCAGCUCUCCAUGACUGAGUCACUCAACAAGGAGGAUGUGAUGGAGUCACUGAGUGCAAUCCAAAUCACAGAGAGAGGAAACCGACGCGUAGGAAACCAGUGUCUGCUGAAACUGACGUCUGGUGCUGAGUUCCAUCAAUCUCUCACACUGACAGGUGUUCGUGGUUGUCAUCACAUUUCCUGUGUGACUUCAGACCGGGUCUGGGUCAGUGAUUGGAGAAACAAUCUCAUGUUGACAGACACAACAGGUGUCCCUCUACAUCGUGUGAAGGAUUCAUGUCGUGGUGAUAUAUUAACUGGUAAUGGAGGAUUCCACACAGUGAACAGUGAGAGUGAACUGAUUUAUAUAGAUUGGAAAAAUAACAUCAACAAACUGUUAAAGGAUAUGAAAACAACCACCACAUUUAUAGAGACAACAGACUCUACAUGGGAACCACUGUGUGUGUACUGGUCCCCGUCCACUGGGGAUCUACUGGUCGGGAUGUAUAACUAUAGGACAGAGACAGGCAAGGUAACCCGGUACAACCAUAGUGGAAAACUCACACAGACCAUACAGAACGACAAUACAGAUCUGGGACUGUAUAGAAAGCCUAACUAUAUAACAGAGAACAACAAUGGGGAUGUCGUGGUGUCUGAUGAUGAUGAUGCUGUAGUGGUGACAGAGCGUGGAGGAAGACAUCGUUUCUCCUACACAGGACCUCCAUCAGGAUCAGGACUACGGCCACGUGGAAUCUGUACUGACCCGCUGUCACACAUCCUGGUGUGUGAUUAUAGAACCAACACAGUACAGAUGUUGGACAAGGACGGUCAGUUCCUGUCACAUCUACUGACAAAAUCACAAGAGAUGGGUGUACCAUACAGCCUGAGUUAUGAUGUCAACACUCACCGUCUCUGGGUAGGAUCACAGGACAACAAGGUGUGUGUCUACAGUUAUAUAGACACACAGGACGCUCUGACAGAUGAGGAAACACACUCCUCUGGUAUGGAGGCCAUGUUUAGCUCCAGUGAUGGGGAGGCCAUGCUAAGCUCAACACCAGCCGUAGAAUGGAGAUAGCUUGGAUAUUGACAGAUACCAGAAAACUAUAUCAAGUAUCAGCGAGAAACAACAUAAUUCAUUUGACUGGUUUCCUAUAGACCGUGGACUGGUAGAAAUUGGUGUCAACAUGAUGAACUCACCAUAAACCUCUCUCAAACAGUGACUGUCAUGGGUUGGAUCGUCUAUCGACCCUUGAUGGGAAUGGACAUAUUAACUAUGGACUUUCUUUAUUGUGGAAUUUACGUUAAGUGGGUACAUGGACAUAUCUCUCUUGUGCAUCAAGUACAUUUGGUAAAGAAUACAAACAGUGAAGUGAAUAACAUUUAUUUAAACAUCUGAAAAUAAAGAGGUCAUUUACUAUCGUCAUAGGAACUUGAUACAUGCCACAUACUGUACAUGUACAUGUAUAUGUACAUCACUUGAAUUCGUUGAUAAAAGAUCAUAAAGAUGAAAAGAUAUGUAAGUUUACUGUGUAUUUUUUGUAAUGAUACAUAUAACCAAUAGCCGACUAAUGAUUUUAUAGUGAUACAUAAACCAAUAACCGACUAAUGAUUUUAUAAUGAUACAUAAAACCAAUAGCCGACUAAUGGUUUUAUAAUGAUACAUAAACCAAUAACUGACUAAUGGUUUUAUAAUGAUACAUAAACCAAUAACCGACUAAUGAUUUUAUAAUGAUACAUAAAACCAAUAGCCGACUAAUGGUUUUAUAAUGAUACAUAAAACCAAUAACUGACUAAUGAUAUUAUAAUGAUACAUAAAACCAAUAACCGACUAAUGAUAUUUUAAUGAUACAUAAACCAAUAACUGACUAAUGAUUUUAUAAUGAUACAUAAACCAAUAACCGACUAAUGAUAUUUUAAUGAUACAUAAACCAAUUACCGACUAAUGAUAUUAUAAUGAUACAUAAACCAAUAACUGACUAAUGAUUUUAUAAUGAUACAUAAACCAAUAACCGACUAAUGAUAUUUUAAUGAUACAUAAAACCAAUAACCGACUAAUGAUAUUUUAAUGAUACAUAAACCAAUAACUGACUAAUGAUUUUAUAAUGAUACAUAAACCAAUAACUGACUAAUGAUAUUUUAAUGAUACAUAAAACCAUUUACCGACUAAUGAUAUUAUAAUGAUACAUAAAACCAAUAACCGACUAAUGAUAUUAUAAUGAUACAUAAAACCAAUAACCGACUAAUGAUAUUUUAAUGAUACAUAAAACCAAUAACUGAUUAAUGAUUUUAUAAUGAUACAAAAACCAAUAACCGACUAAUGAUUUUAUAAUGAUACUUAAAACCAAUAACUGACUAAUGAUUUUAUAAUGAUACUUAAAACCAAUAACCGACUAAUGAUUUUAUCUCCUCUGUACAUCAUUAUUGCUGAGUGUGUUUUUGAUUCAGUUGUUAAGAGUGCUUGUGUUUUUGAUGUUUUACCCUGGUUUCUUUUUCCUCAGAAAUAAAGAAUGACUUAUCUUGA